Messenger RNA from Plectropomus leopardus (leopard coralgrouper), 4345 nucleotides. The record is from RefSeq and is a predicted model, not a curated record. Lineage: Eukaryota; Metazoa; Chordata; Actinopteri; Perciformes; Serranidae.
UCAGAAGUAGUUUCGUUACUGGUUUACAGGAACAUUUGAUCGUAAGAGGACUUGACAUACAAAAAUCAAGAGUACACAUGGAUCUCAGUGAGGAGGAUUUGGCCCCUCUGGUUAUCAGAGAGCGGGAAGGCAGUCAGAGGUCCAGUUCAAGUACUGCUUCCAAUCUACAAGUACACCUUUACUUCUUCCCAGCCACAAAGGGUGAAACAACAAUACAUGUUUCAUCUGGCCAAAUCUCAGCUGAAAAUGUCUGCAUCCAAGUGGGCAAAAAAUGUGGAGUGUUACCAGUGUACCAAAAUCUUUUUGGUUUGGCAUCUGCUGAUCUCUCGUUCUGGUAUCCUCCAUCACACAUGUUCAACACAGAAGAAAACAUACAAGUCCACUUUAGAGUCAGGUUUUUCUUCGGAAACUGGUUUGGACAAGGACCGAGACCAUCAUACCGCUACAGUCUGACCAGAGACAGAAUAAGUCCAGUUCUUGACUACAGUGUCAUCGAUUAUGUCUUUGCUCAGCUGCGAAGUGACUUUAUUGCAAGUGAGGCAGGAGUGUGUCCACCUUUGAGUGCUCAGGAGGAUUGCCUCAGCCUUGCAGUGCUGGACUUGUGGAGAAUGGCAAAAGAGCGCAAUCAGAGUGUAAGAGAGCUCUGCAAGACUGUCAGCUACAAAUCAUGCCUUCCUAAGUCACAUCGGCAUGACAUCCAGAGACGAAACCGCCUAGAUCGUUACCGAAUCCGAAACACGCUCAAGCGAUUCUUAAGGAAGCUUGGCAACUGCUCAGUAGACGAGUGCAGCUUAAAGCUCAAGUACCUGAUUGAACUGGCAGGCAUCGAGCUCUCCCUGGGAAGUGAAACCUUUCAAGUGAAUCAGUCUUCCUCCCAUUCAAAGUCAGCUUUCUCUCAUGUGCGGGUCACUGGGGAAACUGGAAUUGAAACUAGUGGGAGCUGUCAACCUGAUGGUACCCUGGAGUGGCAAACCUUCUGUGACUUUAAAGAAAUCAUUGACAUCAGCAUAAAGAGGGUAUGCCACGAACAGGUUCCCCAAGACUGCAGGAUAGUGACAAUAACCCGUAAAGAUGACAUGUGUUUGGAAGCCAGCUUCCAAAGUCUCAAGGAGACACUUUCAUUUGUGUCUCUUGUUGAUGGCUACUUCAGGCUGACCACAGACUCGAGCCACUACUUCUGUCAAGACAUUGCUCCUCCAAGUCUUCUGGAGGGAAUCAAAAACCAUUGCCAUGGCCCAAUCACAUCAGAGUUUGCGGUCAACAAGUUGAAAAAGUCUGGAUUUAAAGGUGGUACAUUCCUACUCCGGCAGAGUCCCAACAACUACAACAACUACUUCCUCACGGUUUGUGUUCAGACUCCACUUGGACUUGACUAUAAGGACUGUCUCAUUAUCAAGAAUGAAGAAUACAGUCUUCCUGGUGUCGACAAAUCAUUUUCCAGUUUAAAAAAACUCACCAGCUAUUACCAACAUAACAAGCUGCUACUGGCUGAAGUCCCCGUCAAGUUGGGCCGCUGCUGUCCACCCCGACCCAAAGAGCUCACAAAUCUGAUCAUCAUACGCAACAGCAGCUCUGUAGAAGCUCAAGGGUCCCCAACACCUGAAAGGAACAAAUUCAGUCAUAUCCAGUUCCACAUGAUCAAAUAUGAAGACCUGCAGUGGGGUGAAAGUCUCGGACAGGGAUCUUUCACUCGAAUCUUUAAAGGUCGCAAAGUAGACAUUCGUGAUGGGGAGAAACAUGUGACUGAUGUUUUCCUGAAAGAGCUGGAUGCUGUUCACAAAAGCUGCUGGGAGUCAUUCUUUGAAGCUGCCAGCGUGAUGAGCCAGAUUUCACAUAAACACCUCCUUCUUGUUUAUGGUAUCAGUGUUCAUGGAGUAAAAAACAUCAUGGUGCAGGAGUUUGUUGAGUACGGGGCCCUUGACCUUUACUUGAAGAGAGGGAGAUCUGUGUCAGUGAGCUGGAAACUUGACGUAGCCAAACAGCUCGCGUCUGCCCUCAACUUUCUGGAAGAAAAGAACAUUGUUCAUGGAAAUAUCUGUGCCAAAAAUCUGCUGUUGGCCAGAGAGGGUGACCCGUCGCAGGGCAGCUCUCCAUUCAUCAAGCUGAGUGACCCUGGCAUCAGCGUGGCCAUGCUGGGCAUAGAUGUGAUCCUGGACAGGAUCCCCUGGGUGGCCCCUGAGGUGCUGCAGGCACCAGACAACCUGUCUCUGGAGUGUGAUAAGUGGAGCUUCGGUGCCACCGUGUGGGAAAUUUUCAACGGUGGGAACGCUCCGCUGCGAGGCUGGGACUUAGGCGAUAAGCAGAAGUUUUAUAAGACCUUCCAGCAGCUGCCUCCCUCACAGUGGACAGAGCUAGCCGAUCUGAUCAGUCAAUGUAUGGACUACCAGGCACCCUUCAGACCUUCCUGUCGCAGUAUCAUACGUCAGCUCAACAGUCUGAUCACUUCAGACUAUGUGAUACUUCAUGGCGCUGAGCCUGUCACGCAGAGCCCUGUGUGGAAAGCACUCAGCCCUGCUCAUCAUGACCAGACACUGUUUGAGGAGAGACACCUUCGCUACAUCUCCCCUCUGGGAAAAGGAAACUUUGGAAGCGUGGAACUUUGCCGUUAUGACCCGCUGGGCGAUAACACAGGUGAGCAGGUUGCUGUGAAGAAGCUUCAGCCCAAUAAGCAGUCGACCCUUGAGGACUUCAAGAAAGAGGUCAGGAUGCUCAGCGUUCUUCACUGCGACUACAUCGUCAAAUACAGAGGAGUCUGCUACAGCGCGGGUCGCCGCACUAUGAGUUUGGUGAUGGAGUACCUGCCCCACGGCAGCCUUAUUGGUUAUUUGGAGAGUAACCAAAUUAAUGUCAACACCAGGCGGCUGCUGCUUUUUGCUUCUCAGAUCUGUAAAGGGAUGCAGUACCUGCAGAGCCUGCGUUACGUGCACAGAGACCUCGCGGCCAGAAAUAUCCUUGUGGCUAGUGAGUCGCUGGUGAAAAUUGCUGACUUUGGGCUGACCAAGAUUAUUCCGACUGACAAGGAGUACUACCGAGUCACCCAGCCUGGAGAGAGCCCCAUUUUCUGGUAUGCUCCAGAGUCCAUCAAUGAGUCCAAAUUCUCCCACAAGUCAGAUGUCUGGAGUUUUGGAGUCGUUCUUCAUGAGCUUUUCUCCUACUGCGACACAAACUCCAACCCAAAACGACUGUGUAUGCAGGAGAUUGGGCACAAUGUGCAGAGUCCCUCCAUUGCAAUGUAUCUGGUAAAUAUUCUAAAGAAUGACUGGAGGUUGCCAGCUCCUCCAAACUGUCCACCAAAGGUGUACAGUUUAAUGAAGCAGUGCUGGGCGUACGACUCCGAGGAGCGGCUGAGUUUCUCUGACCUGGGAAUCCAAAUUGAAACUAUCAUGCAGGAUGAGUGAGAGAACAUCAAAGGCUGAUGAUAAUGUAGAAAAACACAUUCAAAUGUGAGCAGAGGGAGGAUCAUGAACUAUAAAUACAAGAUGACCUUGACCUAACUUCAGUUUUAUGUGACAUGUGGUGCAUAUGAUAUAAACAGUUGUUGUUCACAACAAUACAGCUCCCCCUGAUCACACUUCUGAGUCUUUACACAGCACGGGUAUUUCUUUCAUGCAAUUUAAUCAAUGUAUUAUUACUAUUUUUUACUUGUUUUUGUCAUGGGUACUUUCACACAGAAUACAAAUAUAAAAGAAAGCUAUCAAUCAGGCAGUACAGAAUGGAUGUUUUGAUGGCAAAGGCGCAGAUGUUGCAAAAAAAUUAUAUUGCGAUUUUUUUUUACAGAUCUUGCAAUUGUGAUGAGUCAUGAUUUUGUUGGUCAUAACACGGUUAAGUAGAAACAGUGUAAAAACUGUACUAUGUACAUGUACAAGGUGCACAUUUUUUUCAGAAUCAAGAAUUGUGACAGAUAAAGGAUAUUUUACUACAAAGCCUUCCUUAUGCAGGCCCGUUGACGGGUCGAAGACCCUGGCUCAAGGCCUUGUGAGGCCAUGCAAAGGUGAUGGUAAUGGUUGACCCUUAAAUGUAGCAACAAUUUAUUUGCAGACUGAAAUCUCUGACAAUAACAGUUAUAUGUAUUUACAUGAUAAAUUUGUUAUCACUGAAACACACUAUUACAAUUCAUCGGCAUGAAUCUAAUUCAUCUGUAUAGGCCAACAUGCAUGACUUCUAUGGGUCAAAGGGUGAUGUAUUACAGAAAUUUAAAAAAGUGUCUUGUCUAAAAAUGCAUUAAGAAAAAAAAUCUUUGCGUUUAUAUUGUGUAGUUUUGAAGUGAAGAUAAGGAAGACUGUAUUUUGUACUCUUAUUGACAUCAUUAUUUACAUAUGUUAAAUAAAACCAUCUGUUGGCAGCA